AUGGUCCGGCCUGCGCGUAUAGGGCAUUUUCUGGGCGCGACCGGCCUCCCCCGGACCCACCUGGCCUGGAGUUUCCGCACCCAGAACCCUCCCUCUCACGGGCCACGUGUCUUCAGUGCAGACCCUCCACUCUCUCAAUUCCGCCAGUAUAGACCUCCUCUCUCCCCGACAUCAUCGAAAGCAAUCCCCCUACAGAAGAUCGCCCGAAACAUUUCCAACACAGAACUUCCAUCCAAUUCCUCCUCGACCGCCAGCCCCCCUCCUCCAGGACAGAGCACACCUCAGGUUUCGGGAGUGAACUACACCCAUACCCAUCCUGUUUCCCGCUGCUCGCUCUCGGACGCCACUAACGCUCUCCCAGGCUCUUCCGCGUUACCUACGAUGGAAGAUCAGGGCGUGCAGAGAGCUGGCACCCACCCCUGUUUUGGGGGUCCGGAUAGCUCUCAAACUCGAGGCUGCGCACCCCCUUUCCCCCGAACGGACGGCCCGCGGGGCCCGGGGCUGUCCCCGCCCCUAUGCCCUUUUUUGGGUUUCCUGCCAGAGGCAUGCUGGGAGCGUCACAUGCAAAUUGAGCGUGCACCCAGCGUUCCGCCCUUUCUUCGUUGGGCCAGUUACCGACCCGGCCCAGUGCGCAGGCGCGGGAAAGUUGAACUAAUAAAGUUUGUACAAGUUGAGUGGAGGCGGCGGCAGGUUGAGUGGAGGAGGCGGCGGUGAGGCCCCGGACCAGGUGCCUCCAUGGCAGGCUCUGAAGAGCUGAGGCUCCGGGAAGACACGCUGAGGGUCCUAGCUGCCUUCCUUAGGCGUGGUGAGGCUGCCGGGUCUCCUGUUCCAACUCCACUCAGAAGCCCUGCCCAAGAAGAGCCAACAGACUUCCUGAGCCGCCUUCGAAGAUGUCUUCCCUGCUCCCUGGGGCGAGGAGCAGCACCCCCUGAGUCCCCUCGGCCUUGCUCUCUGCCCAUCCGCCCCUGCUAUGGUUCAGAGCCUGGCCCAGCUACUCCAGACUUCUAUGCCUUGGUGGCUCAGCGGCUGGAACAGCUGGUCCAAGAGCAACUGAAAUCUCCACCCAGCCCAGAAUUACAGGGUCCCCCACCCACAGAGAAGGAAGCCAUACUGCGGAGGUUGGUGGCCCUGCUGGAGGAGGAGGCAGAAGUCAUUAACCAGAAGCUGGCCUCGGACCCCGUCCUGCGCAGCAAGCUGGUGCGCCUGUCCUCCGGCUCUUUCGCCCGCCUGGUGGAGCUGUUCUGUAGCCGGGAGGACAACUCUCACCCAAGCCGAGCAUGCCCUGGGCCGCCGCCUCCUUCCCCGGAGCCCCUGGCCCGCCUGGCCCUGGCCAUGGAGCUGAGCCGGCGCGUGGCCGGGCUGGGGGGCACCCUGGCCGGACUCAGCGUGGAGCACGUGCACAGCUUCACGCCCUGGAUCCAGGCCCACGGGGGCUGGGAGGGCAUCCUGGCCGCCUCACCCGUGGACUUGAACUUGCCAUUGGACUGAGCUCUUUCUCAGAAGCUGCUACAAGAUGACACCUCAUGUCCCUGCCCUCUUCGUGUGCUUUUCCAAACCUGCCUUUUCAGCUCAGGGCUGUGGGGUGGUGGUCGCCCUACCUGUUUUUGCCAAAAAUAAAUUGUUUAAAACUUUUUGUAUUAAAAAUGUUACAAAGU
Messenger RNA from Mandrillus leucophaeus (drill), 1655 nucleotides. RefSeq names its product BCL2-like 12 (proline rich) (gene BCL2L12). The transcript has 11 exons. Lineage: Eukaryota; Metazoa; Chordata; Mammalia; Primates; Cercopithecidae. Gene Ontology annotation, biological process: regulation of apoptotic process. The record is from RefSeq and is a predicted model, not a curated record.